CUCUCCACUUGUUCUUCUCCAGCUUGGGCAGAAAGGUUCUACAUUGUGAUCAUCAUCAUGAGCGCCAGCUUCUCCAGCCGCAGCUUCGUCUCCUCCUCCUCCUCUUCUUUGAGGAGCAGUUCAGCUCUACGCCUUGGAAGCUCCCUAGGAGCCGGCAGCAUGUAUGGAGGAGCCGGAGGGUCUGGAGUGCUCAUCUCUACCGCCAAAAAUGUUGGAUGUGGCUUCAACCUCGCCGACGCUGUUGACGUUACAGCCAAUGAGAAGCUGACGAUGCAGAACCUGAACGAGCGUCUGGCCACCUACCUGGACAAGGUGCGCUUGCUGGAGAAGGCCAACGCUGAACUGGAGCUCAAGAUCCGCCAGUUCCUUGAGGGCAAGGCCUCCCCUGCAGCCCGAGACUACUCCGCCUACUUUGCCACCAUCGGAGACCUCCAGACCAAGAUUCAAGGUGCCAUCACUGUGAAUGGAGGGCUGUACCUCAACAUCGAUAAUGCCAAACUUGCUGCUGAUGACUUCAGAGUAAAGUAUGAGAACGAGCUGGCCAUGAGGCAGUCAGUGGAGGCCGACAUCUUUGGGCUGAGGAAGGUUCUGGAUGACUUAACAUUGGCCAGAUCAGAUCUGGAGAUGCAGAUUGAGGGUUUGAAAGACGAGCUAAUCUAUCUGAAGAAGAACCAUGAGGAGGAGCUUCUGUUGGCGCGCUCUCAGAUGAGUGGACAGGUGAACGUGGAGGUUGAUGCUGCACCACAGCAAGACCUGAAUGCAAUCUUGGCUGGAAUCCGUGAGCAUUACGAAUCUGUGGCCACUAAGAACCGAAAGGAAAUUGAGGCCUGGUUCCAGAAUAAGAGUGAAGCACUGAACAAAGAGGUGGCCAUCAGCACAGAAACACUCCAGAUGUCCAGAUCUGAGAUCACAGAAGUCAAGCGCACACUUCAAAGUCUGCAAAUUGAACUUCAGUCACAGCUUAGCAUGAAAUCCUCUCUCGAAAACACUCUGGCUGAGACACAGAACCGUUAUGCACAAAUGCUCGCCGGCUAUCAGGUUCAGGUGACCAGUCUGGAGGAGCAGCUGGUGCAGCUUCGUUCUGAUCUCUCUCGCCAAUCCCAAGAGUAUCAGGUGCUGCUGGACAUCAAGUCCAGACUGGAGAUUGAGAUUGCAGAGUACAGGAGACUGCUGGAUGGAGAAGCGACCACUAGCACCACAACCAGCUCUAGUUCCACCACUCGGAAGGUUGUGAUUGUCACAGAGGAAGUGGUGGAUGGUAAAGUGGUCAGCUCCUCCAGUACUUCUCAGAGCAAAACCAUCACUAAGUAACCGUGUUGAGUCUCAAUACAGCAACGAGAUGAUUUCCAUCCCUGUGAAAUUCUUUCUCAAUGCUUAUAAAGACAAAUAAAGUCAAGCCAAAGCA
Molecule: messenger RNA, 1405 nt
Organism: Tachysurus vachellii
Lineage: Eukaryota; Metazoa; Chordata; Actinopteri; Siluriformes; Bagridae
Product: keratin, type I cytoskeletal 13-like
Exons: 7
Coding region: 58-1311 (417 amino acids)
Molecular function (GO): structural molecule activity
Source: RefSeq, a predicted model, not a curated record